AUGCCUGUCAUUGCACCUGGUUGUCUCUUAGCUGCACCUUCACUUGUUCUAGCACCGGCAGCUAGGUCACCUGGUUUUAUUAAUGGUCUUGUUGGUGGUGGUGAGUCGGAUCACGUUAAUGACGCGAUGUGGAAAGAUGAUUCGGACAAUGAGCCCGAUCACAUAUCAGGGGAUAGUGAGGAGGAGACUCCAGUGGCCCCACCUGCACCUCAAGGGCCAUCCAUGAGUCAACAACUAGAUGCGGCAUACACCUUCGAGGGCAAUACUUCUGGGAAAUUUCAGAUUGACCAAUCUUUCCAAACUAAGGAAGAAGCUGUGAUGAGUAUUAAGGAUUAUAGCAUUUGUUGUGGAGUUCAGUAUCAGGUUAUGGAAUCAAAUCAUCUGAAGUAUGUUGGGAGAUGCAAGGAGUUUGGAAACGGCUGCACGUGGAUGAUCCGCGUGGCACUUCGGCAGCGCAAGGGUUACUGGGAGGUUAAAAGGUACAACGGAGCCCACACUUGCCUAGCCACUUCGAUUUCGAGCGACCGCCGACAGCUCAAUUACCACGUAAUUUGUGCGAGGAUCUAUCCGUUGGUCAGGGCGGAUGCAUCGGUUACGAUAAAGGUGUUGCAAGAAACUACUGAGUCAACCUACGGAUUCAGGCCUAGUUAUAGGAAGGUGUGGGGGGAAAACCAGAAGGUAGUCGUACAGAUUUACGGUGAUUGGGAAGAGUCGUAUGCCGAGUUAUCCCGGUGGAUCCUUGAUAUGCAAGAAACGAUGGACGGAACCAUAGCUUUGUUGAAGACUUCUCCAGUUCAUGUAGGUGAUGAGGUUGAUGAGUCUACAGAGUACUUUUAUCGACUUUUCUAG
Messenger RNA from Arachis stenosperma, 849 nucleotides. RefSeq lists its product as uncharacterized. The record is from RefSeq and is a predicted model, not a curated record. Bases 1 to 849 code for a protein of 282 amino acids. NCBI's taxonomy places the organism in Eukaryota, Viridiplantae, Streptophyta, Magnoliopsida, Fabales, Fabaceae. The transcript is spliced from 2 exons.